AUGACCGUCCCGCACCCCAGCGACGAGGCGCUCGACGCGGGGCUGGGCGGCGAGCGCGGCGCCGCGCUGCUGCGGGAGCUCCGCGCACGAGUGGGCGCGCCCGGUGCAGCUCCGAUGUGCGUGGCGCCCGAGGCUGCGCCGGACCCCGCGUCCCGGUCGCGGUUCGUGCUCCUCGGGGAGCAAGCGGCGCUGUUGCGGCUCGGGCGGGGCGGGAGGCCCGCGCAGGCCGCGGCGCUGGAGGGCGCGCUCGACCAGUUCCGAAGCGCGCGCACCAUCUGGCUGCCGCGGGCUGCCUGUACGGGCGGUGCGGGAGUGAUCGGGCCGGAUGGGGCGCGCCUUCCGGGUCAGGUCGUGCCGCUGACCCGCGCAGAGGACGUCGUCGCGCUGCUGCUGUACCUGGGCGGCAGCGGGAGCGACAGCGCAGGUGGCGCGCGCCGCGCGUUGCCGACCACGGGCAGCAAGGCGGGGUGGACGCCGGACCUGGACCUUCUCACGGAGCUCUCCGAUCCGUGGCGCGACGACGAGCCAGACAGCCGCGCUCCGCGGCCAGAGCGGCGGACCAACGCCACGGCGCAGCUCCCCGCACCGCCUCCCGCGGCGCCCGAGCUCGUCAGCCACGGAUGGGGCGCACACAGCACGCAGCUAGCUACCAGGGACGCGCCUCAACCAGCGAACCAAGUCCGCGGACCCGGAACAGCACACGCGAGCUCCCUGUGGCAUGUCGCGGUUCAGGAGCACGUCGCCAGCAUCCCCCCGCCCGCGCCGGACCCGCUGGCGUGGGCGCGCGCCGGGACGGCGCCCGCAGCGGCCCCGGAGGACGACGCGGCGGCCCACGCCGCCCGUGCGCUGCUGGGGGUGUAUUCCUCUGCCACGUGGUUGCUGGGCGCGGGGGGCGGCGCGCGGCUCCCGGCGGCCGUCGCGAGCGCCGCAGAGGCGGCGGUGCGGUGCGGCCUGCUGCGCACGCGCCUCUCGGCGCUCGCCGCGGCCCUCGCGCGGCCCUCCGGCAACGCCCUGUGCCCCGCGCGGCAUGCGCUGAGCACGGCCGUCGAGGCGGUGCUGGCCGAGCAGGCGCGGGAGGUCGCGGAGCUGCCGGAGACGGUCCUCGAGCGGCGGCGCGGCGAGGCCGGCACGGCGGCGUCGCUCGGGCCCGUCACGCUGCUGGAGACGCUGACUCAUGGGGGGGCGUUGGUCGCUGACGUGGAGUGCGUCGCGCGGUGCCUGCUCGUCGCGGACGGCGCCGGCGGCGCGGGACAGCUCGACGCGCUCCUCGAGGCGUCCGCCGUCGAGGCCGCGGAGCGUGCGGCCGCCCGGCUGCCCCGGGGGGGGGUUCUGGCGUCCUACCUGCACGACGCGGUGUCGUCGGCGGCGCCGGCGCACGCCGGCGCGCUCGCGCCGCUCUACGCGGCCGUCCUCGCGCCGUGCGUCGCGUCCGCGCUCUGGUGGGCGACCACCGCCGCGCCGCUGCCCCACGCCGCGGCGGUCGCGGCGUGCAGCGAGGCACUCGCGCGCCCAACGCCGCGCGCAGCGGCGCGCUGGUGGCCGCGCUCGCCGACGCAGCGCGCGGGGACGCGGACGGCGCGCCUGCGCGCCGCGUCGCGGCCGCUGUGGCCACGUGCCCCGCCCUGCCGGCGCAGGCUGCGUCCGCGGAGCACGCGCUGCGGAUGCUCGGAUUCCAACUGCGGCUGUUGGCGGAGGUUCCUGACGCGCAGGCGUUUGUGCGCGCGGUGUGCGAGGCCGCGGAGGCCGCGUUCGGCGCGGCGCCGGUGGCGCGCGACCCCUGGGACGGCGUGGGGGGGGUUCCGGCUGACGCGGUGGGGAUGUGGGGCCUCCGCGACGCCGGUGCGGCGGGGCGCGUGCUCGACGUCGGCGCGCCCGACGCGGCAGGGAGCGUGCUCGGGCCCGCCGGCGCCGGCGCGGCACAGCUCGCGUCCUGCGUCCUCCAGGGCCCCGCGAAACUAG
Pedinophyceae sp. YPF-701 is the source of this 1959-nucleotide messenger RNA. Lineage: Eukaryota; Viridiplantae; Chlorophyta; Pedinophyceae. The record is from the annotation of a GenBank genome assembly.